Mesorhabditis spiculigera is the source of this 281-nucleotide messenger RNA. The record is from the annotation of a GenBank genome assembly. NCBI's taxonomy places the organism in Eukaryota, Metazoa, Nematoda, Chromadorea, Rhabditida, Rhabditidae.
GACGAACAUCGACAGUUCCACGCCGGCAACGUGUCCAUCAUCAGCGACGUUGGCACAAUUGCGUGGACCAUGCCUUGCCAGCACUAUCAGAAUUAUUCAUCUAUUAUAAAUAUAACCCGGAAAUUAGGAAGCAGAUCCGCUCAACAAUCCCUCUACUGAUUUACUUGUUGACGGAAGAAGGGCCGCAGGAAGCCGAAUACAUGAAGGAGCCGGUGGUGGUGAUGAGCGUCGACCGUCCGGAGACUGAACCCCCCUGCAAAGCAUUCAGUUUAUUGACUCGU